Molecule: messenger RNA, 931 nt
Organism: Cladocopium goreaui
Lineage: Eukaryota; Dinophyceae; Suessiales; Symbiodiniaceae
Source: the annotation of a GenBank genome assembly
GGUUGUGGAUGGAAGCAUGUCGGUGGAGGGUGACGUUUCCGCCCAACUUCGCUUUGGAACGAUGCGCUUAUCUCGUGCGGAGAGGGAUCGCAUUCGCAAUGGGUAUGUUUGGUUUGAUUGGUUCUCAGUGCCGCAGAUAGCUUCGCGGGAACCCCAUGCAGACGAACAUGAGUUUGCAGAUGACACAUGCCUUUGUGUGAAAUCCAUCCCCAGUUAUGUGGAGAAGUGCCAGGUGUUUGUGGCUUUGGUCCCCCGGCUGCUUCACGCCGAUCGAGGGACUGUGUGCAACUACAGCACUUGGCUGGAUCGAGGCUGGUGCCGUGCAGAGAUGUGGUGUAAGGUCUUGUCUGAAGCAUCAGACAUCCCCAUGAUUGUCAUAGAGUCUGAAGACAAGGCCGAGUUCUUGUUUCCUUUCAACUGGAACAGGAAGGUGGCGCACGAGGCAGACUUCACAGUGGAGGCGGACCGCAGAGCGGUCUCCGAGAUGUCGCGCAAGGCGCUGCUGGGGAAGCUGAUGUCGCGUGCAGCUGGAGCUCAGCUGGCACAGUAUCGCUACUUUGCGGCCUGCCAGGAGGGCUUCACUGGGCAGCCACCGGCCAGGAGGUCGGUUCAGGAGUUUCUUUCCUUCUUCCGCUCUCCAUCAUUGAAAGAUGCUAUAGCACCUGCAGGUUAUACCGGCCUGGCAUGCGCCACGUUGUCCGGAGAUCUCCCCAUGAUGCGGCAUUUGAUCCGAGCAAAAGCUUCACCGGAUGCCCCGCUGCCCCCGUUGGUGAAGGUGGGGCAAUGUGGUGCCUGGCGAUGUCUCCAUUUAGCUGCGCAUCAGGGCUCGCGAGGCGAAGAUGCCUUGCUGACGCUGCUGGAGCUGCGUGCUUCUCCAAAUCUGGCAGAGACCUCGGGGUCUUCAGCGUUGGGCUUCUGCAGUACCAUUAAG